CAUUGUAAAAUACAAUAAUGAAUAAUUUUGUGAAAACAAACUUGCAAAAGUGCACGUCGUUUUGUUUUGUUAUUCUUCGUGACAUGCAUGGAUAAUGUUUGAAUACACAAUAUAGAUGAGUAUCAAUGUAUGAGCGAAUGCAGCUUGAAUGUGUAAUGCUUAAAACUUUAUUAUAAAAGGAAUACACAGAAUGGAGCUUGCAAAAAUAUCCGAACCAACGUGCGGAGCAGACUGGAAGUCCUCUGUGACUACUCGGAGUAUGUACACGUCGACUCUGAGGUCCGUAACAAGCUGCAAGCUGCCGAUGUCGAUCUGGGGAAAAUGGGCGUUAAAAUCAACGGCGAAGCGGAAAACUCUUUCAGAUGUGUGUACCAAACACUAGAGGGCAAAUUCGAAUGUACCGGAAGACGCUCCAAAUGUUCCGAUAAUGGAGACCUCGAGCUUACCUUUGUUGAUGCAAACAAUGGUGUUGUUCACUCAGAGAAAAUUAAAAUUACAGUUGCUGAGCGACACUUAAGCCUGGCGAUAAAUCAAACAUUCCCCAAAACUGCUCAGGGAGACGCGUCGACGUUCCAUAUGUAUUGUGGUGUUGAAGCGGCGUGUGAUAAUUAUACCAUGGAGAUUGCUACAGGCGACACUAAAAUAAUAAACAUUCCUGGGCGGUCAGAGGUGUCUUGUGGUAAGACAAAAAGGACAAAUGAUGGUGACUAUGACAUUCAAUGUAACGCCACGGUCAACGGAGAAAUGUUGUUAAGUCAGGAAUUCUUCAAUACGUCGUGUUCUUUGAGGCGUUCAAAUCAGACGAUUGCUCAGAGUGAAUCCUUCGAAAUGCCCUUUUGCCAUGAUCUUUCCUCUUCAUGUAGUUGCAAAGGCGCAAACAACUCGUGUGCAUCCAUCUGUAAUGUUGCUGGGAAGUGCUUGCUCGAGGCCGGAUACCAAUCUUUCAACGCUUCAGUAACCGGAUGUGACACACGGUGUAUGUUAAAGUGGUGCUUACGUGAGCACAACAGUACGAUUGUAGCAACUCAAGAAAACAUCAUUUUCGAGAUUUGUGAAUUAGUCGGAGACUGUUCGGAGACAGGUCUUUGUUGAUGGGAAAUCUCAAAUCCCUUUAAAACAGUUUCUCUUUGCAAUAGCAAAUUAUUGUUCACAAUCUGGCUUUAAUUUUGCCUUUGGUUAGAGUUGAAUUAAUAAAAAGUAUGAUUAUUUAGCCUUUUUUAACAUUUACUCAUUCUGAUUUGUUAAAUAACUUGUAAUAGGUGACUGUUCAGAAGUUCUUUGACUUAGAAAUACUGGUAAAGGUGUUGCAUUAACCACAUUUAAGUCAAUAUCUCAGCAAAUACAUCGUGUAUUGCAUUGAAACUUAAGUCUUGUGUUCCUUAUCAUCCAACCAUUUUAGUUAUUAGUUAAAUAACUGUAUGUUGCAUUAUACACCUUGCCCCUUAAUUAUUUGACUUAAAAAUCCUGGGGAAGAGUUUGCAAGUAAGCACAUUUAAGUAAGUAACUCUGUUACUACUUCAUGUAUUGUAUUGAAACUUUAUACAAACAAGUAUGCUAACUAUUAUAGCUUAUAACGUAACUUAACAAUGAUCUAUGCAUGUUUCAUUAAGACUUUGCAAUCCUUAAACAUAAAGGCAGCGGAAUAGUCGAGAGCGCUGUCUCUGUGAAGGCUUUUGUUCUAAUGAUAGCUUUCUGCAAUGACUUAUUUAAUAUAAAGACAUUGCACAGCAUUGGUUAUCAGGAAGUUCUUAGUAUUUUAUAAAACUAGUAUGCUAUUCAUAUUAUACUGCGUGAGGCUAUUUAUGUAUGUUGUGUCAGUUGAUAUAUUGGUUAAUGAAAAAAGUGUGGUUUGUUGCUGUUGUUGUUGUUUUCACAAAAUAACGCGUGCCAUUUUGUUCACCGAGCCGUUAGUUGUGUUUGUGUUAUCUAUGUUCUAUACGAUGUAGGUUUGUUUUUCCAAAUGAUUAAUUACCUUAUGUUUAAGCUGCAUUGAUGUAUACGUGGAAAUAAAGAUAUUGUAACAUUUGAAAGAUG
Messenger RNA from Mya arenaria, 2034 nucleotides. RefSeq lists its product as uncharacterized. The record is from RefSeq and is a predicted model, not a curated record. Lineage: Eukaryota; Metazoa; Mollusca; Bivalvia; Myida; Myidae. The transcript has 6 exons. Bases 322 to 1092 code for a protein of 256 amino acids.